This is a messenger RNA of Colletotrichum chrysophilum, 978 nucleotides long. RefSeq lists its product as uncharacterized. NCBI's taxonomy places the organism in Eukaryota, Fungi, Ascomycota, Sordariomycetes, Glomerellales, Glomerellaceae. The record is from RefSeq and is a predicted model, not a curated record. The transcript is spliced from 3 exons. Bases 1 to 978 code for a protein of 325 amino acids.
AUGAGUACGGUUCACAUCAAGUCGCCGGCGGAGUUCCAGAAGCUCCUGUCGAGCUCCCGCAUAGUCGUCGCCGACUUCUACGCCGACUGGUGCGGUCCCUGCAAGGCCAUUGCUCCCCUCUACGAGCAGCUCUCGUCCUCCCUGUCACGCAAAGACGUCGUGACCUUCGUCAAGAUCGACGUCGAGGCCCAGAAGGAUAUCGCCAGCACCUACGAUGUCACCUCCCUCCCGACCUUCAUGGUCUUCCGCGAAGGCAAGGCCAUCCAGAAGGUCCAGGGCGCUGACCCCCGCAAGCUCCAGGAGGUUGUCAAGAAGUUGGUGAAGGAGGUCGAGGGCGGAUCUGCGUCUGGAUCUGGCGAGGGUUCUGGCAGCUCGAGCGGCGGCAGCUGGAGAGGCGCUGCGCUCCCGCGUGGCUACACCGACAUCACCGAUCAGAUUGAGCCCAAGGGCUGCGAGCUUCUGAAUGCCGACGAGGACUUUGGUCCCGUCCGUGUCUUGUUCGAUACCUCUAAGCCCAGCGCGCUGGCCAAGAAGGAGGGAGCCAAGGACUGGGUUGAGAGUGGCGCUGACGAUCAGCUUCUGCUGUUCAUGCCGUUCCAGUCCAUGCUGAAGCUGCACACCCUUCAGCUGACCUCUCUUCCUCCUACCGACGACGACGACGAUGAGGCUCCGAUGCGUCCCGGCACCAUCCACCUCUACACGAACAAGCCCCAUAACCUCGACUUCAGCGAGGCCGACGAUACACCUCCUACGCAAGCCAUCACUCUCACCGAGAAGGACUGGAACGCCGACGGCACUGCCAACAUUGGUCUUCGGUUCGUCAAGUUCCAGAACAUCAACAGCUUGAUCAUCUACGUCACCAAGGGCGACGGCGACGGCGAGAAAGUGCGCCUUGACAGAGUGCGCCUCAUCGGCGAGUCGGGUGAGAAAAGAGAGAUGGGCAAGCUGGAAAAGAUUGGCGAUGAGGCCGGCGAGUAG